Molecule: messenger RNA, 567 nt
Organism: Pongo pygmaeus (Bornean orangutan)
Lineage: Eukaryota; Metazoa; Chordata; Mammalia; Primates; Hominidae
Gene: FXYD3
Product: FXYD domain containing ion transport regulator 3
Exons: 8
Coding region: 112-375 (87 amino acids)
Biological process (GO): regulation of sodium ion transmembrane transporter activity
Cellular component (GO): membrane
Molecular function (GO): sodium channel regulator activity
Source: RefSeq, a predicted model, not a curated record
GGUUUGCUUAGGGCGUGGCAGCUUCGGAUAAAGGCAGGACUCCGCCUGGCAGCCCGAUUUCUCCCGGAACCUCUGCUCAGCCUGGUGAAGCACACAGGCCAGUGCUCUGACAUGCAGAAGGUGACCCUGGGCUUGCUUGUGUUCCUGGCAGGCUUGCCUGUCCUGGAUGCCAAUGACCCAGAAGAUAAAAACAGUCCUUUCUACUAUGACUGGCACAGCCUCCAGGUUGGCGGGCUCAUCUGCGCCGGGGUUCUGUGCGCCAUGGGCAUCAUCAUCGUCAUGAGUGGAAAAUGCAAAUGCAAGUUCGGCCAGAAGCCCAGUCACCGUCCAGGGGAGACUCCACCUCUCAUCACCCCAGGCUCAGCCCAAAACUGAUGAGGAUGGACCAGCUGAAAUUGGGUGGAGGACCAUUCUCUGUCCCCAGGUCCUGUCUCUGCACAGAAGCUUGAACUCCAGGACGGAAUUCUUCCUCCUCUGCUGGGACUCCUUUGCAUGGCAGGGCCUCAUCUCACCUCUCGCAGGAGGGUCUCUUUGUUCAAUUUUUUAUCUAAAGUGAUUGUGCCUCUG